This is a messenger RNA of Loxodonta africana (African savanna elephant), 4609 nucleotides long. RefSeq names its product CTTNBP2 N-terminal like (gene CTTNBP2NL). Gene Ontology annotation, cellular component: actin cytoskeleton. The record is from RefSeq and is a predicted model, not a curated record. Gene Ontology annotation, molecular function: protein phosphatase 2A binding. NCBI's taxonomy places the organism in Eukaryota, Metazoa, Chordata, Mammalia, Proboscidea, Elephantidae. The transcript is spliced from 6 exons. Gene Ontology annotation, biological process: protein dephosphorylation. Bases 221 to 2140 code for a protein of 639 amino acids.
GUUGAGGGGGUGGGGCCUCGGGGGCUGUGGAUAGGGAGCGGGUGGCGGAGGCGGCCGGGAGCGGAGCCCGGAGCGCCGGGAAAAGCAUUGAACACUUUCCCAUGAUGCUGACAGCUUUUUAAGUAUAUUUGUCAAUUUUCCCAAAUUUUAACUGAAGAAAUCCACAAGAGUUUAUAUUCGAGGACUAAAGUGUGACUCUACCAAUUACCAGGCUUUCAGGAUGAAUCUGGAAAAACUCAGCAAGCCUGAACUCCUGACACUAUUCAGUAUUCUUGAAGGAGAGCUUGAAGCAAGGGACCUUGUUAUAGAAGCUUUAAAGGCUCAGCACAGAGAUACUUUCAUUGAAGAACGUUAUGGAAAAUAUAAUAUCAGUGACCCCUUAAUGGCUCUACAGAGAGACUUUGAAACUCUCAGGGAGAAAAAUGAUGGUGAGAAGCAGCCCGUCUGCACAAACCCACUCUCUGUUCUUAAGGUGGUGAUGAAGCAGUGCAAGAACAUGCAGGAGCGCAUGCUGUCCCAGCUGGCUGCUGCCGAGAGCAGGCACCGGAAGGUAAUCCUAGACCUUGAGGAAGAAAGGCAAAGGCAUGCACAGGACACAGCUGAAGGAGACGAUGUCACCUACAUGCUGGAGAAGGAGAGAGAGCGGCUGACUCAACAGUUGGAAUUUGAAAAGUCACAAGUGAAAAAAUUUGAAAAAGAGCAGAAGAAGCUGUCCAGCCAGCUGGAAGAGGAGCGCUCCCGCCACAAGCAGCUGUCCUCCAUGCUGGCACUCGAGUGCAAAAAGGCCACCAGCAAAGCAGCCGAGGAGGGGCAGAAGGCAGGAGAGCUGAGCCUGAAACUGGAGAAGGAAAAGAGCCGGGUGAGUAAACUGGAGGAAGAGCUGGCAGCCGAGAGGAAGCGAGGCUUGCAAACUGAGGCCCAGGUGGAGAAGCAGUUGUCUGAGUUUGACAUUGAAAGGGAACAACUGAGAGCAAAACUGAACCGAGAAGAGAACCGGACCAAAACUCUGAAAGAAGAGAUGGAAAGUUUGAAGAAGAUAGUGAAGGAUCUAGAAGCUUCCUGCCAGCACAGCAGCCCUCAUGAGCAAUUGAAGCAACUGGUAACCAUGUCCAAAGGCACAGCAACUGAGCCUCCCAUGCUAGUGUCUGUAUUUUGCCAAACAGAGAGUUUUCAGGCAGAAAGAACCCACGGGAGCAACACAGGCAAGGGGACAAACACUGGGCUGCCUGGAUCCACCGCUCCUACUUUCACAUAUGCAAAAACCAAUGGCCAUUGUGACCCAGAGAUACAAACGACCAGGGAGUUGAUAGCAGGCAGCACUAUAGAAAACCAAGUGCCACUACGAGAGAAAUCUGUAGGAUUGACCCAAGAAAAAACAGUGGAGAAUGGUGGAUGUCCUGUGGGAAUCGAGUCUCCAGUCCCAAUGCCCAGUCACCUCCCUUCCAGUGGGAGCUCACUGUCUCCCAGCAGCACCGCCGCCUCCUCUCUAACAUCCUCUCCUUGCUCUUCACCAGUGCUAAGCAAGCGCUUAUUAGGGCCAGCAGCCAGCAGCCCUGGCUACCAGUCAUCCUACCAAGUAGGAAUCAACCAACGGUUCCAUGCAGCUCGACACAAAUUUCAGUCACAAGCAGAUCAGGACCAACAAGCAAGUGGCCUACAGAGCCCUCCAUCCAGGGAUCUGUCCCCCACCCUCAUGGACAACUCUGCCGCCAAGCAGCAGGCCCGAAACACAGUCACUCAGGUGCUCUCCAGAUUCACUAGCCAACAAGGGUCAAUCAAGCCUGUCUCUCCCAAUAGCUCCCCUUUUGGCACAGACUAUCGAAAUCUGGCCAACUCUGCCAACGCAAGAGGUGACACCAGCCAUUCACCUACUCCAGGGAAAGUAUCCAGUCCUCUGAGCCCCCUGUCUCCAGGGAUCAAGUCUCCUACCAUCCCUAGAGCUGAGAGAGGGAAUCCUCCACCCAUCCCACCCAAAAAACCUGGCCUCACCCCGUCUCCAUCCACUACCACUCCACUGACCAAAACACAUUCCCAGGCAUCCUCUUUGGCCACCACAGAGGACCUUGCCAGCAGCUGCUCUUCCAAUGCUGUUAUCGCCAAUGGCAAGGAUGCCGAGAUACUUUUGCCUACCAGCAGCUAGUCCCUAGGAGGGAGUCUCCAUAUAUGACAUUCCAUCUGAUUUCGUCUAAGAGCUCAGAGUCAAUCGGUUGAAUCAGAUCAUGUUAUUUAUUUUGAUAGUAGCUGAAAUUGUCUGUACAACACAUUUAGUGUAUUUUCACCUUUUUGUAUUUUUUUAAAUAGAAACUGAUUCGUUUGGAUUUUUAUGGCUCUAAUCUUUGUACUGAAGCUGGAAGGGCACCUCAAAGAUGUCUCAAGCUCAGCAGUCACCAUCAUGUUGUGAUGGAGAAAGCUAAUUGAGUACCAGGUGGUGAUUUGCUGUCUAUUUUGGGACUAGAAUCACUCAAUGCUCAUUUUGAAUUAGUUCAUGCAGAUUUUUAUCCCAGAUGAACAUGUUUAAAAAGUGCCUGAAAUAAGACUGCCACAUGAAUGUGAUUCUGCAGCAGAAACACAAAACGAAUCGUAAUUGCAGAAAAUGAGAUCCUCUGGGAAUUCUGAAUGUUAAAAAUCAACACUGCUCUUAAUCCUCUUUUACUGUUUUUAAUACGAGCUUUGUGUCCUAAAACAAGGCUGCACAAGUAGAACGGGAAUCCUUCUACAGGUGGGUGUGAACUCACCGCAGAGCUGAGCUUUACAGAGCCCUUGAGAAACCCUCCUGAGCAUUAAACAUUUGGGGUGCUGAUUUUCUUGGACUUCCGAAAAAUUAACUCCCAGUCUCCUGCAUAAAUCCUUGCAUAGAAUGAAAUCACAUCUCCAUUCAAAAAAUGUCUCCAAGCGUCUACUGUCAUGUAAGGAACUUGUGAUUCUGAUUGCUGUUACUUGAAUAGGAAACGGUUACUCAUUCUGUAUAAAGGGUUUGCAACAGUGAGUGCUUCUGUAAUCAAAAGAGCAAUAACUGAAAAUUCACUCGCUCUGUAAUAUACGUCAGAAUUAUACAGGUUUUACCAAAUUGUUACACUUAUUCUCCAAACUGCCAGCACUUGGUGUCUGUAUCUGUGGAACCAAAUUAAUUUUUACCUAGAUUGAAGUAUACGUAUAUCUGUAUAGAUACACACUCCUUUACGUGUUUAACAUACACGCACUUAAACACAUGAGUAUUAGUGUGAUGAUAUCUUUGGAGUUAUAGCCUAAAGGACAAGCAGAAAUGCACGUGAAGAUUACCUACCAAAGUAACCAGAUGUGGCUGGGACCUAGUCAAGGGAGGAAUCUUGUAAACAGGUUGGUUGUGAAAUCCCAGAUGAAAACCAGGUCUUCAGCAUCACAAAAGGGCAGAGCUGAACUAACCCCCGGGCCACACACUCAACUGGACAGGUCACAGAAAUGACAAACAGGUCACUCAAAUGGUGUAAGACAGCUGGGUGUAAUGGGAGCUAUAGCAAACUGCCGUGCUCAUGCCCCAUUUAAAAGACAGGCACUGUUCAGCUCCAGCUGCUUGUGGUAUACAAGUAGACCAGGGUUACCAGCUCUUCAAAUUUUUAUGAAAUCCAAAUUGUCAUGGGAAAUUUCUCUUUUUUAAAUGUCAAGAACUGAUUCAAAAAACUUUAAAUCACUGGUUAAACAAACACUUCUGUACCUGGAUUUAGGUCGCAGCCUGCCAAGUUGCAACCUCUUUCAUUUCUAGAAACUUCUGUCAUUUCCAUCAAAGGGAGGUUGUAUGGACAAAAGCCUCCAGAUUUUCCAACCGUGUAGGCUAAAACAGCUGACAGUCCAUAGAAUAUAACGACUGACCUUCCAAACAGGACUGUCUACAACCCAGCUUAGACAUGGUGUUAUCCACAGGGAUAGAGGGGCUCUGUUGUCCUCACAUAAGUCUCCUAGCCCUUUACCUCUUGUUCUAAAUUAAAUCUGUAUUCCCUCUUAAUCCAGUAAGACUUGAUGGAGGAAAGCCAUGGGACAGAAAUUGAUGUAUAAUUCACAGUGGAGUAUACUGGGGUAUAAAUUCAACUUACGGUUUCAUUUAAGACCAAAACAUCAAAAAGAAAAAUAAUAAAAAUGCUACUAGUGCCCCAAGGUGUUUACCAAAAUGAAGGGGGUGUCUUAAACUGUCCGUGGCAAUCAUGAAUUCAACUUUAUUCCCAUGCAUAGCCAAAAGGAACCAUGUUGGUGAGAAAAUAGCUGAACUUCCUAAACAGGAAAGGGGGCUACAGUCCCAGUGUGUUAUUACCUCUCUUGCUUUAAAUGGUAAUCUUAAAAGUUGCAUUGUGCUCUUCCUUUGUUUUGGCAUAAAUAUAUAUAUAUAGAAAGAGAUACUAUAAGGAAGUUUAUUUCUUAGGAAGUGCACUGAAUAAUGUAUUUCUUUUACAGUGUAAUAUGGGGGUGGGGAAAUGCAAAAGAAAUGUGUAUUUUUGCUAGUUGCCUAUCUUCUGAGAUAAAUAAGCACAAUAUUGAAAUGGAUCCAGCUAAUCCAGUUAGAUAUUAUAGAUUAGUAUUUAAGUUUGCUGUAGAUUGUGUGUGCUAAGUAAAAGUUUCAUGAUUCACAUUUUGGUAUUAA